Messenger RNA from Saxophila tyrrhenica, 2616 nucleotides. It is a transcript of the gene VPH1, whose product is annotated as H(+)-transporting V0 sector ATPase subunit a. The transcript is spliced from 3 exons. Gene Ontology annotation, biological process: vacuolar acidification; proton transmembrane transport. The coding region runs from base 1 to 2616 and encodes 871 amino acids. Gene Ontology annotation, molecular function: ATPase binding; proton-transporting ATPase activity, rotational mechanism. Gene Ontology annotation, cellular component: fungal-type vacuole membrane; vacuolar proton-transporting V-type ATPase complex; vacuolar proton-transporting V-type ATPase, V0 domain. The record is from RefSeq and is a predicted model, not a curated record. NCBI's taxonomy places the organism in Eukaryota, Fungi, Ascomycota, Dothideomycetes, Mycosphaerellales, Extremaceae.
AUGGCGGCCAGCAAAGAGUCGUUGUUCCGCUCGCAGGACAUGACCCUGACCCAGCUCUAUGUCGCCAACGAGAUCGGGCGCGAGGUCGUCUCGGCGUUGGGCGAGUUGGGGGUCAUGCAGUUCCGUGAUUUAAACCCCGAAACGUCCGCCUUCCAACGUACCUUCACCCAGGAGAUCCGCCGACUGGACAACGUCGAGAGACAGCUGAACUACUUCCGCUCGCAGAUUGAGAAGAACGAUAUCUCCAUGCGCCCUAUCUACGACUUCGCGAACACCAUGGCUGCGCCCUCCGCCACUGAAAUCGAUGAGCUGGCCGAUCGCAGUCAGAGCUUGGAGCAGCGGAUACAGAGCUUGAACGACAGCUAUGAGACGCUGAAGAAGCGCGAGACCGAACUGACGGAAUGGCGCUGGGUGCUGCGGGAAGCUGGCGGCUUCUUCGAUAGGGCGAGGGGCCAGACGGAGGAGAUCCGGCAGUCCAUCGACUCUUCCGAUGACGCGCCACUACUGCGAGACGUCGAGCAGCAGCCCAACGGCUCCACCGAAGGCGGUCAGCAGCAGAGUUUCAGCGUUAUGAACAUUGGCUUUGUCGCUGGUGUCAUUCCGCGGGAAAGGAUGGGUGCAUUCGAGCGCAUCCUGUGGCGUACGCUGCGUGGCAACCUUUACAUGAACCAGAGCGAGAUCCCGGACCCCGUGCUCGACCCGGAGAAGAACGAGGAGGUACACAAGAACGUCUUCGUCAUCUUCGCGCACGGCAAGGAGAUCAUUGCGAAGAUCCGUAAGAUUUCGGAGAGCUUGGGCGCGAGCAUCUACAAUGUCGACGAGAACAGCGAGCUGCGCCGUGACCAGAUCCACGAGGUCAACAGUCGUUUACAGGACCUUGGCAACGUCUUGGGGAACACGAAGCGCACGCUCGACGCGGAACUGACGCAGAUUGGCCGCUCGCUGGCUGCGUGGCUGAUCGUCAUUAAGAAAGAGAAGACUGUCUAUCAGACGCUCAACCGCUUCUCAUACGAUCCAGCCCGCAAGACUCUUGUGGCAGAAGCUUGGUGUCCGACGAACACGCUCGGGAUGAUCAAGUCGCGCCUCCAGGAUGUCAAUGACCGCGCUGGUCUCGCUGUGCCCACCAUCGUCAACCAGAUCAAGACGUCCAAGACUCCACCGACCUACAACAAGACCAACAAGUUCACCCUCGGCUUCCAGACCAUCAUUGACGCCUACGGCACUGCAAAGUACACCGAAGUCAACCCCGGCCUCCCGACAAUCGUCACGUUCCCGUUCCUCUUCGCCGUCAUGUUCGGUGACUUUGGCCACGGCGCCAUCAUGACCCUCACUGCCGUCGCCAUGAUCUACUGGGAGAAGCCCCUCCAACGCGGCAAACAGGACGAACUCUUCGGCAUGGCCUUCUACGGACGCUACAUCAUGUUGAUGAUGGGUAUCUUCUCCAUGUACACUGGUCUGAUCUACUGCGAUGCCUUCUCGAAGGAGCUAAGCCUGUUCCCGAGUAUGUGGGAGUGGGACUUCCCUGAGGGUUACGAUCCGGAGAAGGGCGGUACGGUCAUGGCGAAGAGAGUGGAGGGAUACACGUAUCCGUUUGGUAUGGACUGGAGGUGGCAUGACACGGAGAAUGAUCUGCUGUUCUCCAACUCGUACAAGAUGAAGCUGUCGAUUAUCCUGGGAUGGGCGCACAUGACCUAUUCCCUCUGCCUCUCGUACGUCAACGCCCGUCACUUCCGCAGCCCCAUCGACAUCUGGGGCAACUUCCUCCCGGGCAUGAUCUUCUUCCACUCCAUCUUCGGCUACCUCGUCUUCGCCAUCGUCUUCAAAUGGAGCGUCGACUGGCCUGCGCGCGGCGCCAACCCCCCAAGUCUGCUCAACAUGCUCAUCAACAUGUUCCUCCAACCCGGCACCAUCGAACCAGGCGAGCAGCUCUACGCCGGCCAGGGCCCGAUCCAAGUCAUCCUCGUCCUCGCCGCGCUGGUGCAAGUCCCGAUUAUGCUCUUCCUCAAACCCUUCUACCUCCGCUACGAACACAACAAAGCCCGUGCCCAAGGCUACCGCGGCAUCGGCGAGACCACCCACGUCUCCGCCCUCGACGACGACGACGACGAAGGCGACGCCCACGCCAACGGCCGCCCCAGCUUCGCCGACAGCGACAUGGACGGCGGCGCGCUCAUCACGCAAGACAUCGGCGGCGGCGGGGGCGAGGGCGGCGAACACGGCGAGGAGUUCGAGUUUUCGGAGGUGAUGAUCCACCAAGUCAUCCACACGAUCGAAUUCUGCCUCAACUGCGUCUCGCACACGGCCUCGUACCUGCGUCUCUGGGCGCUGUCGCUCGCGCAUCAGCAAUUGAGCAUCGUGCUCUGGGACAUGACAUUCGGGAACGCCUUCUCCUUCGAAGGACCGCUGGGGAUCUUCGUCAUCUUCUGCUGUUUCACGUUGUGGUUCGCGUUGACGGUGGCGGUGUUGGUGGUGAUGGAGGGGACGAGCGCGAUGUUGCAUUCGCUAAGGUUGCAUUGGGUCGAGGCGAUGAGUAAGCAUUUUAUCGGGGAGGGUGUGGCGUUUGAGCCGUUUUCGUUCGAGUUAAUGUUGGAGGAUGAGAUGACGGAGUUGAAGUAG